UACGACGUUUCGAAGCCAAACGUGGCUUAGAUUCCCCGCGCUGCAGUACGCGUCCACCGUAAACGUCAACGAAACCUCGCCAAAAUUCGUUACAAGUACAAAUCUGCAAUCUUGUAACUUCUGAAGAAUAUAAUCAUCUUAUAGCCAAUUAUUUCAAAUUCUUCAUCGGAUCAAAUUUUUAUUGAACUUGAGUUAUCCGGGGUAUACUUCAUUAAUUUGAAAUUGUGGGAUCGCUGCUGAUUAAAAAGCAAGAUGUAGAAAAUGAAAAGUGAUGAACGGUUAAAAGAAUUGAUUGCUAUUUUAUCUGGUGAAGGUGAAUAUCAUCUUGUGAAGCGAAAAUUUGGGUUCUAGCGAGCUGUGAUGUGCAAUGUGGCAAAUAAGCAGCGAUUUUGUGGUGUUAUAGUACCCUGGUUUAGGCCUUUUGGGGUGUUCAAGAGUUCUUGCGAUAGAGAUGGAAAAGAAAAGGGUGGCAGAUGAUCAUGAAGUUGAGCCAGCCGUGCCUGUAAGAGUUGAUAGAUUUGGAUUUGUGAAGCAGGAGCAAAACUCUGCUGAAGGUUUAUGUAGGAGCAGAUCAGCUUCUGAGUAUGAAAGGGAGGAAAGAAGGAUUAGAAAAUGGAGGAAGAUGAUUGGGGUUGGAGGCAGUGAUUGGAAGCAUUAUAUUCGGAGGAAACCUCAUGUUGUUAAAAGACGAAUUAGAAAAGGAAUUCCUGAUUGCCUGAGAGGACUUGUUUGGCAGUUGAUCUCAGGAAGCCGAGACCUCUUGUUGAUGAACCCAGGAGUGUAUGAGCAACUAGUCAUUUAUGAGACAUCAGCUUCUGAGCUGGAUAUUAUACGAGACAUUUCUCGGACAUUUCCUUCACAUGUUUUCUUCCGGCAGAGACAUGGACCCGGUCAGAGAUCACUUUACAAUGUGUUAAAGGCAUACUCUGUGUUUGACAGGGAUGUUGGAUAUGUACAGGGAAUGGGAUUUAUAGCAGGUCUCCUGCUACUUUAUAUGAGUGAGGAAGAUGCAUUUUGGUUGCUGGUGGCCUUACUUAAAGGAGCUGUCCAUGCUCCCAUGGAAGGUUUAUACUUGGCUGGACUGCCUCUUGUACAGCAGUAUCUUUAUCAAUUUGAUCACUCAGUGAAGGAGCAUCUGCCAAAGUUAGGGGAGCAUUUUUCUCAGGAAAUGAUAAACCCUAGCAUGUAUGCUAGCCAGUGGUUCAUCACUGUUUUCUCUUAUUCAUUCCCAUUCCAUCUGGCUAUUCGUAUCUGGGAUGUCUUUCUUUAUGAGGAUGUAAGGAUUGUUUUCAAAGUAGGUUUGGCUCUCUUGAAAUAUUGCCAUGAUGACCUGGUAAAAUUACCUUUCGAGAAACUCAUACAUGCUUUACGUAAUUUCCCCGAGGAUGCCUUGAAUCCAGAUGUGCUAUUACCACUGGCCUAUUCAACUAAGGUGUCGAGAGGUUUGGAUGCACUGAAGCAGGAGUAUGAAAAGCAAAAUGGGAAGCAAGCUGAAGCGAAUAGGAAGCAGGGAUAACAGCAAUCCUGAGCAAGGAGGCAUCCGAAUCAAGAGAGAACCUGAGUCGCCUUUGUAUAUUAGCAACCCUGAGCAAGGGGGCGUCUGAAUCGACAGAGAACCUCAGCCAAUGUUGUACAUACAAAACUAUUAUUUGUUUGGAUUCUGAAAUCUGCGUUUGGCUGGUGUACAUACCGAGACUUGCAUUUAGUCGGCCGGUUGGAAUUUACUCAUAAUCGACCGCGAUUGUUUGGUUUGAUUGAUGGACCCUUUGGGAGUUUCUCUGCUCUCACUGGGUCGUGUAUAGCAAGCAUGACCUUGGAUGGGAUUGAAGGCCCCAGUUAGUAAAUUAGUAGAAUAGAAAUGCUGUAAUCAACGGAAGAACUAGUUUGGCAGUGUUUGUUGAGAUUUUUUUUUGAUUCAGCAUAAUGCAUUAUCCCUUUCACGA
Molecule: messenger RNA, 1943 nt
Organism: Coffea eugenioides
Lineage: Eukaryota; Viridiplantae; Streptophyta; Magnoliopsida; Gentianales; Rubiaceae
Product: EVI5-like protein
Exons: 9
Coding region: 452-1516 (354 amino acids)
Source: RefSeq, a predicted model, not a curated record